Notothenia coriiceps (black rockcod) is the source of this 361-nucleotide messenger RNA. Its product is annotated as transient receptor potential cation channel subfamily M member 1-like. The annotation marks the transcript as partial. The transcript has 3 exons. NCBI's taxonomy places the organism in Eukaryota, Metazoa, Chordata, Actinopteri, Perciformes, Nototheniidae. Gene Ontology annotation, cellular component: plasma membrane. Gene Ontology annotation, molecular function: calcium channel activity. Gene Ontology annotation, biological process: calcium ion transmembrane transport. The record is from RefSeq and is a predicted model, not a curated record.
AUGGAAAUCAACCCUCCGUGUGGAGACAACUUGUACGAUGAAGAUGGGAAGAAGCUCCCCCCCUGUAUUCCUGGCGCCGGACUCACCCCCGCCCUCAUGGCCUGCUACUUGCUGGUGGCUAACAUCCUGCUGGUCAACCUGCUCAUCGCCGUCUUCAAUAACACGUUCUUCGAGGUGAAGUCCAUCUCUAACCAGGUGUGGAAGUUCCAGCGCUAUCAGCUGAUCAUGACCUUCCACGAUCGGCCCAUCCUGCCCCCCCCCCUCAUUGUCUUCCCACACAUUUACAUCAUGCUGCGCAGACUCUGCUGCCGCUGCCGGCGCCGGACCGACGGCGAGCGCGAUGACGGCGAGAGGCGCCUCC